Molecule: messenger RNA, 1566 nt
Organism: Elephantulus edwardii (Cape elephant shrew)
Lineage: Eukaryota; Metazoa; Chordata; Mammalia; Macroscelidea; Macroscelididae
Gene: ZNF692
Product: zinc finger protein 692
Exons: 11
Coding region: 1-1566 (521 amino acids)
Biological process (GO): regulation of transcription by RNA polymerase II
Cellular component (GO): chromosome; kinetochore
Molecular function (GO): chromatin insulator sequence binding
Source: RefSeq, a predicted model, not a curated record
AUGGCUUCUGCCCCAGAGGACACAAGCCGCAGGCGGCGGGAGAAGCGGCGGCAGCUGGAUGCCCGCCGCAGCAAGUGUCGCAUACGGCUGGGUGGCCACAUGGAGCAGUGGUGCCUCCUCAAGGAGCGGCUGGGAUUCUCUCUGCACUCGCAGCUCGCCAAGUUCCUGCUGGACCGGUACAUUUCUUCGGGCUGCAUACUCUGUGCAGGCCCUGAGCUCUCACCUCCCAAAGGUCUGCAGUACCUUGUGCUCCUAAGUCAUGCUCACAGCCGAGAGUGCAGCCUGGUACCUGGGCUUCGAGGACCUGGGGGCCAUGAAAAGGGACUUGUGUGGGAGUGCUCGGCAGGACACACCUUCUCCUGGGACCCCUCUUUGGGCUCCACACCUCCAGAGACACCCAGACCAGUCCCCCUUCGACGCUCUGCCCGGAGAAGCUGGUGCUCAGAGACCAAGAGUGGACAGGAAUCUGCAGGUUUGGAGUGUGAGGAUGGUGAAAGGACUCAGGAGGCCAAAUUGCCCAGACGGGUAGGACCACUGCCAGAUACUUCCCUCCCCACAGAAGAAGAAGAAGGAGAGGAAGAAGAGGAGGAUGAAGAGGAAAUUCUCAGUGAUGCCAGCCCAUGGACCUACAGCUCCUCCCCAGAUGACAGUGAACCAGAUGCCCCUAGAUCCCCCAGACUACCUCCAGCCUCUCUUACUCACUCCCUUAAAGAGGAGACACCACGAGUCCCUUCAGAUCUCCCUACCUCUCUGGCAACUCCAUCCUCUUCAGUAUCUUCAUUGGGUUUUGGACUUCCUCUGAGUGCAGAAAUCAGCAUACAACCAGAGCUCAGUGCAGCUCAAGAAACUGAACCCUCAGCCAGCCCUGGGAGUCAGACCCAUUCUGCUCCAGCUGCAGCUCCAGACUGGGAUGAAGAAACUGCUCAAAUUGGCCCCAAGAGAAUCAGGAAAGCCGCCAAAAGAGAACUUCUGCCUUGUGACUUCCCUGGCUGUGGAAAGAUCUUCUCUAAUCGGCAGUAUUUGAAUCACCAUAGGAAAUACCAGCACAUCCACCAGAAGUCUUUCUCCUGCCCAGAGCCAGCCUGUGGGAAGUCUUUCAAUUUUAAGAAACACUUGAAGGAGCACGUGAAGUUGCACAGUGACACCCGAGACUACAUCUGUGAGUUCUGUGCUCGGUCGUUCCGGACCAGCAGCAACCUUGUCAUCCACAGACGUAUCCAUACUGGAGAGAAACCCCUGCAGUGUGAGAUCUGUGGAUUCACCUGCCGCCAAAAGGCUUCCUUGAAUUGGCACCGGCGCAAGCACGCAGAGACAGCAGCUGCCUUGCUCUUCCCCUGUGAGUUCUGUGGCAAGCGUUUUGAAAAGCCAGACAGUGUUGCAGCACACCGAAGCAAAAGCCACCCGGCCCUACAACCUGGCCCACAGGCAUCACCUGGUCCUUUGGAGCCAUGUUCCAGCAUCUCUGUCUCUAGACCCUUGGGGUCUACUGAGGCCCCAGAAGCCAUGCCUAUAGGGGCCAGCUCCUCCCUCUCUCCUCAGACUCCAGCUCUACUCUCUCAGAAAUGA